This is a messenger RNA of Ostertagia ostertagi, 255 nucleotides long. The record is from the annotation of a GenBank genome assembly. Lineage: Eukaryota; Metazoa; Nematoda; Chromadorea; Rhabditida; Trichostrongylidae.
AUGAGUAUUCAGGUACCCAUAUUUGUACUCCUUUAUGGAGUAGCGGGAAUCUGUGCUGGACUCUGGGCCUUUGGUGAUCGCGUGAUAACAACGGUUGGCAAAAAAGUCUCACACAUCAGCCCAGCCAGUGGUUUUACUAUCGAAUUCGGAGCGGCAGUGACCUCAAUGCUUGCUAGUCGGUUUGGCCUUCCCAUCAGCACUACGCACUGCCUGGUAGGUAGGCUCAGUGGUCGCGGUUGGUUUGCUACGAGCUAA